Gastrolobium bilobum is the source of this 3270-nucleotide messenger RNA. RefSeq names its product protein FAR1-RELATED SEQUENCE 5-like. The record is from RefSeq and is a predicted model, not a curated record. Lineage: Eukaryota; Viridiplantae; Streptophyta; Magnoliopsida; Fabales; Fabaceae. Bases 1368 to 2021 code for a protein of 217 amino acids. The transcript is spliced from 2 exons. Gene Ontology annotation, biological process: regulation of DNA-templated transcription.
ACUCUCUCUAUUACCGGUCAUACUCUCCACCGUCGCCGCCGCCCAUAGCCGCCGUCGCGCGGACGCCCCUCCACCUCCGCCGUCACGCCGCCUCACUCCACCGCCGCUGUCGCGCCUCCCCCUCUAAUCCACCGCCGCCGUUAAAAUAAGGUAUAAGACAUACGCUCUGUUUUGUAAAUGCGAAACUUUAAUUUCCAGUUCUUGUGUGUGCUGAAAAUUUAGGUGCUUAUACAGAUCCAGUUUAAUUUCCAGUUCUUCACAUAAACUUUAAUUUCCGCCGCCGCAGGGUUUAUGAGUGCUGAAAAUUUUCAUUUAUCGUUAUUAGGUGCUUAUGCAGAUCUUUCCUUUUUUGCUUUCUUUGUUCAUAUUCAAUUAAAGACUUGGCACGACAAUCGAAAAUUGAUUUCAAAUGGUUAAGAAGAAUUGGUGUGGGUUGGUUCCAAUUGUAUACAGUAUAGUAUAUAAAAGAUGCAUCGAAUAUGGUCUAGGGGUAUAUUGAAUACAUAUAGCUAUUACACUUUAUAACCUUUUGACCAAAUAAAGGAUUGUAUAAAUCGGAUACUUAUUUCUUACUGAUUCUAUUGCAUAUUAAAUUAUUAAUCCUGUUAUGUUGUUGCUUCUUUGAUACAUUUGUUCUAUACAAUAUAGAUGCUUUGAUUUGGAUGAACUUUUACUGGUUUUUAGAUAGUCAAAUAAAAAUGAGUUUUCCUAUAUUACAGUUUAUUAUGUAAAAGGCACCAAAUCAAAAGUGACAAUUAUGAGAGAAGGAUAGGGGUGAGGGUCUGAGGGCAUCCUUAUAAGUAGUUACCUUUCGGUCACAAAGCCACACCUUGAUUUCCUUAUGUUAGAUUUUAGUCUUGUAACUGUUUGACAGUCGGGAAGUGUAUAAAUUUCCAGUGUGGAAAUUUAUUCAAUGUCAUUUGGUUUGUGAGAUUGCAGAAUCUAUGUCAUAUUGUUUAAAAAUCGAGAUUAGUCUAUUUCUCAAGUGGAUUACUUGUUGUGUUUGUUAGCUUCUUAUCCGAUAGUAGUUCUCUUGUAACUAUUAUUGUUAGUUAAGUGAUAGUCAUUUGCCUUUGUGUCUUGCUUGAUGUGCCAAGGAUCUGGACUUAAUAUAUCCUUGAACUUUGAGUAAGUUGUUCUUGCAUAAAUGUGUGCUUUGUGAUGUAGCUUAUCAUUUUCAUCAAUCUUCUCUUAAAAAGGUUAAGAAAAAUGGGAGAUAAAAAAAAACUACUCCCAUUAAAUCCCGGAAUAAAAAUGGGAGAUAAAAAGGAAAUCCUUGCAUCCUUGUUCCUUGUAUAUUUACAAAGAGUUGGAUUGGUCUGUAUGAGAUUGUGCUGAUUGAAAAGAUUUUUAAAUGCAAUACAAAAAUGUGGAGAAUUACACUAUUUGACGACAACCAUAAUCAUGGUCUUGUGACUCCAAAGAGUGUUCGUUAUCUCAGAUCACACAAAAAAAUGUCUAAUGCUGCAAGAUCGUUGGUUGAACACUUUAGUGAUGCAAGCUUGCCCACAGGAAAAGUGGCUACCAUCUUCAAAGGCGAUGAGUUAUCAUUUGACAGUCGAGAUUGUUAUAACCAUCUAACAAGUGUGAGGAGAAGAAUAUAUAACGCAGGAGAUGCACAAGCUGUGUUAAACUAUUGUGCUAAACAACAAUCAUUGAAUCCAAAUUUCUUUUAUUCCAUUAAAUGUGACGAUGAAGAUCGCAUGGAAAGCUUUUUUUGGAUUGAUGCAAGGUCCAGGAAAGCUUAUGAGCUUUUUGGUGAUGUCAUCACAUUUGACACGACAUAUAGAACUAAUAAGUAUUUAAUGCUAUUUGGACCUUUUGUUGGUGUAAAUAAUCAUUUACAGUCAAUCUUGUUCGGAUGUGCUUUAUUGAAAGACGAAACAAAAGAUACUUUUAUUUGGCUAUUUAAGGAAUGGCUUCGAGGAAUGAAUGAGAAACAUCCGGGCGCCAUAAUUACUGAUCAGGACAUGUCAAUUACCAAUGCAGUAUCCAAAGUUUUCCCAAACAGCAAGCAAUGAUUUUGUAUGUGGCACAUCACAAAAAAGUUUCCAGAAAAAUUGUCUCAUGUCUAUCAGAGCGAUUUCAAUAACUGUAUCCAUACAAAAAAGAGCACUCAAGAUUUUGAAGACAAAUGGCAACGUAUUCUUGAUAACUAUGGUCUUCAUGAGAAUGAGUGGUUGCAGUCACUUUAUUCAAUUAAAGCGUCUUGGGUACCAAUCUUUAACAGAUCCAUUUUCUUUGCUGGUAUGAAUACCACUCAGCGUAGUGAAAGCAUCAAUUCAUUCUUUGAUGGUUUUGUUACAUCUGGCACAACCUUAAAGGAAUUUGUAGAAAAAUAUAAUCAAGAAGUAGAUGCUCGUUAUGAUUCAUUCAAAAAACAAGACUUUGAAUCUAGGCACAAAGAAAGGCGUUUAACAUUGAAUAUGCCAUUGGAAGAGCAUGCAGCUAAGGUUUACACGCGUGCAUUUUUCACAAAGUUCAGUGAUGUGCUUUCUCAUAAUUUUCGUCUCUCUUAGGAGAAAAUUGGAGAUGAUGGUGAGUGGGUUACCUAUCGAGUUUUUAAUAGGAAAGAGAAGGAUUAUUCUGCAACUGUGAAGAUGAAGUUGGAAAAUAAAGAAGCAAGAUGUUCUUGUCAGUAUUUUGAGUUCAUGGGAAUCCCAUGUGAGCAUAUUAUUUCUAUUUUUUUGGUUGAAAAUGUUGAGCAGAUCCCUGAACAUAUGAUUUUGCGACGCUGGAGCAAGGAAGGAAAUGAUAUAAUUAGUACAAAUAAAUACAUUUGUAAUUUUGAUGGUGAAGGACUCCUUCGCGGCUUUGAAAUACGCUCUAGAGUUUCAAAACUUAUUGAGCUUGCAGAUAGGUCCAAUGAAGCAACUAGAUUCGCUUGUAAUGGUCUUGAUUCUCUCACUGAAUCUUUAGAAAAAUUUCCAAGACCUGAUGAGAGUAUUGGUCUUGAGGAUUUUGAUUCACAUUACUUGAGUUCUCAAGCUGAAGAGUCAUCUAUGAUGAGAUUGAAUGAUCCUAACAUUUCACAAACGAAAGGUCGAAAAAGGGAGUCACACAAUAUCUCACAGGGACGUAGAAUUCAUAGUGGAAUUGAAGAAGCAUCAAAGAAUACUAAUAUUUGUGGAAAUUGCAAGAAACGAGGACAUAAUAAGCGUACAUGUAGAGAGAAAAAUUUACAUUGACUUUAGUUGUUUUAUUUUUUAUUUUGGGUUACAUGACAUUUUACAUGAUUAUCAUUUAAUUUAUUAUUUCUUUUAGUUGCUA